This is a messenger RNA of Adineta steineri, 483 nucleotides long. The record is from the annotation of a GenBank genome assembly. NCBI's taxonomy places the organism in Eukaryota, Metazoa, Rotifera, Eurotatoria, Adinetida, Adinetidae.
AUGUUGAACCAAAAUGGAAAUAUGUUGGCUGAUGUCGAUGCUACUAGCAUUAAUGUUAUUAGUGGAACACGAUUUCCACUUGAACCGACUACGACAUCAACAUCCACAACAACGUACACAACAACAUCAACAACAUCAACAACAUCCACAACAUCAUCAACAACAUCAACAUCAACAACAGCAGCAAUACAGCAAUGGUCAAUGACAGGAAAUAUGAGUGUCGCACGAUAUUAUCACACAGCAUCCACAUUAGCAGAUGGAUCAGUAUUAAUUGCUGGUGGAUCGAACAGCAGUAGUAAUUAUCUCAAUAGUGCUGAAUUUGCUGAAUUGUAUAAUCCAUCAACAGGCACUUGGACAGCUACAAGAAGCAUGAAUAUCGGACGAUAUUAUCACACAGCAUCCAUAUUAGCAAAUGGGUUAGUAUUAGUUGCUGGUGGACAAGGUAGCGGUGCUGGUGUUCUCAACAGUGCUGAGCUAUAUUAA